GGCUAACCAAAGCCCAUAAACGGUUCGCUCAGUCUUCAAUCUCCUCCCAAACAAAUUCCCAUUUUUCUCCUUGUCGCUAGAGGGAGAGAGAGAGCGAAAGGGAAAUCUAGAGAGAGAAAGAUAGUAAAAAAAGAAAAAAAAUUCUUGAGAGAGACAGAGAGAGAGAGGUUUCCCCUUUUUUUCCCAAUUUUUUCUUGUUCGUUUCUGUAUCAUCGAUCGAUCAAUGGUUGAAUCGGAGACUCCAAAACCUCUUCCCUGAGAUUUUUCCUGCCGCCCCCCGCGCCGCCCCGAUUCCUCCUCCCAGCCUCCUCCUCUCUGUGGAUUCGGCCAGCCGGAGCUAUGAUCUCGUGACGCAGCGGAAGUGGAUCUCGUCGGAUGCUCUGAUUCGAUCGGUUCCCUGGUGACAGAGGGCUUCGAUUGUCGGCCGUCCGGUUAUUGGUUGGAUUCGGCUUUCCCCGGAGAGAUGAACGGCGGUGACGAGGUCGUUGCAGCGCAUCCACCGCAGCCUCUGGAGUGGAAAUUCUCUCAAGUCUUCGGUGAACGCACAGCCGGCGAAGAAAUCCAAGAAGUCGAUAUCAUAUCAGCGAUUGAAUUUGAUAAAAGUGGAGACCAUCUCGCUACUGGUGAUAGAGGUGGCCGAGUGGUCCUCUUUGAGAGGACAGAUUCUAAAGAUCAGCUUGGUGGAUCAAGAAGAGAUUUAGAGAGGGUGGACUAUCCAAUUAGUAGACAUCCUGAAUUUCGCUACAAGACAGAGUUUCAGAGCCAUGAGCCUGAGUUUGACUAUCUGAAGAGUUUGGAGAUAGAGGAGAAAAUUAAUAAGAUCAGAUGGUGCCAGACAGCUAAUGGUGCCUUGUUCCUCCUAUCCACAAAUGAUAAAACAAUUAAAUUCUGGAAGGUCCAGGAGAAGAAGAUUAAGAAAAUCUCUCAGAUGAAUGUGGAUCCAUCAAAAGCCCUUAGAAAUGGAAGUCUUGCCAGCUCCAGCAGUUCUAGCAACACAAAACAUCUAGAGAAUGGAGGAUCCCCAGAGAGAUCGUUCAGUUUUCUAUCCAAUGACUUUUCAUUCCCAUCAGGAGGCAUUCCGUCUCUACAUUUACCAGCGGUAGUGACGAGCCAUGAGACUAGUCUGGUAGCAAGAUGCAGAAGGGUGUAUGCGCAUGCUCAUGAUUAUCAUAUUAACUCGAUUUCAAAUAACAGCGAUGGGGAAACCUUUAUUUCCGCCGAUGAUCUCCGCAUAAAUCUUUGGAAUUUGGAAAUUAGCAAUCAAAGUUUCAACAUUGUUGAUGUAAAGCCCGCAAAUAUGGAGGAUUUAACUGAGGUUAUAACAUCAGCUGAAUUUCAUCCUACACAUUGUAAUAUGUUAGCAUAUAGCAGUUCAAAGGGCUGCAUCCGUCUCAUUGAUAUGCGGCAAUCAGCCCUAUGUGAUUCCCAUGCAAAAUUGUUUGAGGAACAAGAACCAGUUGGUUCCAGAUCAUUCUUCACAGAGAUAAUAGCCUCAAUUUCGGACAUUAAAUUCGGGAAAGAUGGAAGACACAUUCUUAGCCGUGACUAUAUGACUCUUAAGUUAUGGGAUAUAAACAUGGAUUCACGCCCUGUUGCAACCUUCCAGGUCCAUGAAUAUUUAAGACCUAGGCUGUGUGAUUUAUAUGAAAACGACUCUAUAUUUGAUAAAUUCGAAUGUUGUCUAAGCGGUGAUGGUUUGCGAGUGGCUACAGGCUCAUAUAGCAAUCUGUUCCGUGUGUUUGGUGUUGCUCCUGGGAGCAAUGAAGCGACAACUUUGGAAGCCAGCAAAAAUCCAAUGAGGAGACAAGUUCAGACUCCUUCGAGGCCAUCCCGAUCUCUGAGCAGUAUUACCCGUGUUGUCAGACGAGGAGCAGAAAGCCCUGUUGUUGAUGCCAACGGGAAUUCAUUCGAUUCUACAACCAAGUUGCUCCACUUGGCGUGGCAUCCAAGCGAGAACUCAAUAGCCUGUGCUGCUGCAAACAGCCUGUACAUGUACUAUGCAUAAAAAGGAGGAUUGCAUAGGGGGAAGAAAUAUUUUUGGUUGAUUUUAAGAAGUUUCACAGGUUGCUAUUGGAGAAGGCUUUUGAUUUUCAUUUCCUGCCCAACCAAUUCAAUUCCAUUCGGGAGGUUAGAUUCAAUCUCAUUCCAAGUACCUCAGAUUUGUAGCACACAUUCCCUGAGAAAUCUCAAGUCAUGGAAGCAGCAGCAGCCACAAGUUCAAGAGUUCAAGGGGAUGCACUUCUUCAUGUGUGUUUUGGCGCAGAUGGUGGUUGGCUCCGCUUUUCUUCUUCUUCUCCAUAAUCAUCUCGUCUCUUAACCCGGAAGUCUCUUGAUUUAUCUUUGUUUUUGCUGUCCUUUCUUCUACAUUUGUUCUUUUCGGGUAUCUUCUCGUGAAAGGAAGGUGCAGAAGGUCCGUAUUUCAAAAAGUUGUCUUUUUGGGUUGAAGCCGGAAAAGGGAAAUGAUGUGAUUGUAGCUCUCCUACAACCAAAAAAAAGAAAAAAGAAAAACAACUGAGGGAUAUGUCUUAUAUUUGCCACUCUUAGGUUUUUCUUGGUUUUUCAAGAUUAAGAUAAGAUGUAGUAUUUACUCGACAACAAAAAAUUCUGGUGGGAAGAAGCUGUUUUGGUACUCUCAGGUGCAUCAAUUUUUUGAUUAAUUCUUUAUAUUUGACAGUUCUUUUUUAUACUGUCAUUGAUUAUUGUAGUUGCUUGAUUUUUAUGGCUAUAACACCAAACCGGCCUAAAUCGUCAUUUAUCCAUUCAUCUUUAUAUA
Messenger RNA from Punica granatum (pomegranate), 2773 nucleotides. NCBI's taxonomy places the organism in Eukaryota, Viridiplantae, Streptophyta, Magnoliopsida, Myrtales, Lythraceae. The record is from RefSeq and is a predicted model, not a curated record.